ACGAAACCGACUAAUAAUGAAUGUGAUGUGUUUUAUAUUUAAUUAGAUAGGGUUUAUAUUAUUAGAAUUAAAAAUGUCAUAUCCAAAGCCCCUUUUACAAGUUUUAUCUAUUAAAGAACAAAAAUACGCGUCUAACUUAAGUAUCGAGGUUUGUGAAAGAAUUGCUAAGUUAGCGAAUCUAAAGAUUGAAUUUAAAGGUCCCAAGAGACCUGGAGAACAACUGCUCAAAUUACUAGACCGUAGAGGAUAUACAUUUGAACAAUACACAAAUUAUGUGAACUUAGUCAACAGGUUAACUUGCUAUAGCCCUCAAUCAAAAGUGGCAAUACUUAUAGCUAACGACAAGUAUGAGCAUUUGUCCAAAUUGGUAACCCCCUCUAUAGAUUGCGAGUCGCUGGGACAAAUUUUAAGAAAAUUAGGCUUUAUUACUAUCACAGUGAAAAAUACCAAAAGUGGCGAGUUUAAGGAUAUUUUAAUUAAAACUAUAGGAUUAAUACCUGAAAACUCUUAUUGUGUUUUAUUCUAUGCUGGACAUGGCUGUGAGCUCAUCAACACAAAAUGCAUACUAAGCACUAAUUGUCCCGCUGAUAACAUUGAGUUUGAUCACUGUGUUACUGAGAACUGGCUACUGAGAGAAUCUGCUAAAUGCAAACCAGAACUAUGUGUACUCAUUAUGGAUAUGUGCAGAAAUAAUUUAGACAGGCAUGCAAAUCCACAAAUCUUUGCAGCCAUUUCCAACAUAGAAGAGUACACAAUACACAGUAACCUAUUAGUCAGUUAUUCAACACAAUCAUCCAGUGCUGCGUAUGAGUGUGUUCUGAUAGAGAACGAUGAAACUAUUGGGCUGACGUCACUUUCACUGGCAACUGAAGAUGUGGUGCAUGGUGGAGCCAGUCUAUAUGUGGACGCCCUGUGCAGCAGGUUGACUGAAUAUGUUGAUAUAAGCACCAUGUUGGAUAAGGUUCAUGGAGAUGUGGAGAAUUCAAUAAAGAACCAGAGACCUAUCAAGGUGCAGUGUGGGAUUUCCAAAAGAUUUUUACAUGAUCCAGUGAAGGGUGAUACAAAAGAACUUUUAUUGUUAAUUAGGGAGGCUUUACAACAAUAUAAUAGUUUGGAGACUGCUGUCUUCAGAGUUGAGAUGGCGUCCUUCUCCACGAGCCCUUCCAGUGUUUUGAAAUCACUUCUUUGGAGACAAUCUGAAACAACCUAACAUAAAAUGUUAAC
Molecule: messenger RNA, 1224 nt
Organism: Maniola jurtina (meadow brown)
Lineage: Eukaryota; Metazoa; Arthropoda; Insecta; Lepidoptera; Nymphalidae
Exons: 7
Coding region: 74-1210 (378 amino acids)
Biological process (GO): proteolysis
Molecular function (GO): cysteine-type endopeptidase activity
Source: RefSeq, a predicted model, not a curated record